AUGGACCCCGCCAAUUACAUCGCCCAGAACCCUUAUGGCUACAUGCCACAGGCUCAAAUGCCUAUGGCUACUCAGCAGUUCCCUCCUGCUUCUUACCCAAAUCCCUACCAGGGAGGUAUGAUCGCCAGCGGUGUCCCUCAGCAGCAGCAACAGCAGCAACAGCAGCUAGGCUUCCAGCAGCAAGGCUAUUCACAGUUGCCGGUUCCUCAGCUAUCUUCGACGAGCCAGCCCACAAGCACUCCCAGCUCAGCGCCGUCCAUGUCCGUCGGCUCUUCGAAUAACGUGAUGGCCCAGCAAAACAUGACUGGCGCCAACCUAGCUCAGCAAGCUCAAAUUCAAAAUGCUGCUCAAUCUGCUCGACCUGUGUCGCAGCCACAGCCUGCGCAGCCUCUGUCCCCGCAGAGCCAGCAGAGGGAGCGUGCUCGAGUCACUGUUCUCUUAGAUAUAAAUACUGCGUUAUUACAAGAGGUCGUGGCGUUGCAAGCCAAAGGUAUGGCUGGGCCGCAGUCGAACCAAACCCAACAGUCACCAAGUUCUCCCACCUCCGCGACCGAUCCUGUUCUCAAUAACAGCCCGACUACCGAUGCUGCUAAGGGCAAGCCUGCAUCACAAGAGUACAAUGAUUGCAUGAGACGACUACAGAUGAAUUUGGGCUAUCUGGCCAGCAUAGCGGAUGCGAAGAAGAAGUCCACCGGACAACUGCCGCCAGGCCCGGCGAUCAUGAAUCCUCCACCACAUCUGACGUCGGUCUAUGACCUGUACAAGAGACUGAACACCUUGUUCCCCGAGGCGAGCCAGUCGACCAUCAACAAGGCGAUGGCCUUCAGCAGCGGCCACGGCGACAGACAAACACCAGGGACAGGCUGA
Messenger RNA from Cyphellophora attinorum, 867 nucleotides. RefSeq lists its product as uncharacterized. Bases 1 to 867 code for a protein of 288 amino acids. NCBI's taxonomy places the organism in Eukaryota, Fungi, Ascomycota, Eurotiomycetes, Chaetothyriales, Cyphellophoraceae. The transcript has 2 exons. The record is from RefSeq and is a predicted model, not a curated record.